UAAUUUUUUUUAAUCAUCAUUUUAAUAUCCAUGGUUUCAACACUUGAGAAGGACUGAUUCAAUUUCGCUGGUGUUUCUUAUUCUGUCCUGGAACGCCAUGUCGUAUAAUUACGUGGUAACAGCGCAGAAACCGACGGCAGUCAAUGCCUGCAUCACCGGCCACUUCACCUCUGCGGAGGACCUGAAUCUGCUCAUAGCUAAAAACACACGCCUGGAGAUCUAUGUGGUCACAGCGGAAGGGCUCCGGCCUGUCAAAGAGGUGGGCAUGUACGGCAAGAUCGCCGUCAUGGAGCUCUUCAGGCCAAAGGGGGAAAGCAAGGACCUGCUGUUCAUUCUCACUGCCAAAUACAACGCCUGCAUCCUGGAGUACAAACAGAACGGGGAGAGCAUCGACAUCAUCACUCGCGCCCACGGCAACGUGCAGGACCGCAUCGGGCGACCCUCGGAGACGGGCAUCAUCGGCAUUGUAGACCCUGAGUGCCGCAUGAUCGGCCUGCGGCUUUACGACGGCCUAUUCAAGGUGAUCCCGUUGGACCGGGAGAACCGAGAACUCAAGGCCUUCAACAUCCGCCUGGAGGAGCUGCAGGUCAUCGACGUCCACUUCCUGUAUGGCUGUCAGGCGCCCACAGUCUGCUUCAUCUAUCAGGACCCUCAAGGACGGCAUGUAAAGACCUACGAGGUGUCGCUGAGGGAGAAGGAGUUCAACAAGGGGCCGUGGAAACAGGAGAACGUGGAGGCGGAGGCUUCUAUGGUUAUCCCAGUCCCAGAACCAUUUGGGGGGGCUAUAAUCAUUGGACAAGAAUCCAUCACCUACCACAACGGGGAUAAAUACUUGGCCAUCGCACCUCCCACCAUCAAGCAAAGCACCAUUGUCUGUCACAACCGUGUGGACCCCAACGGCUCGCGCUACCUGCUGGGGGACAUGGAGGGCCGCCUGUUUAUGCUGCUGCUGGAGAAGGAGGAGCUGAUGGACGGGGCCGUGGUGCUCAAGGACCUCCGCGUCGAGCUGCUUGGAGAGACGUCCAUUGCGGAGUGCUUGACCUACCUGGACAACGGUGUGGUGUUUGUGGGUUCCAGACUGGGCGACUCCCAGUUGGUCAAGCUCAAUGUGGACAGUAACGACUCAGGGUCGUACGUGGCGGUGAUGGAGACCUUCACCAACCUGGGGCCCAUCGUGGACAUGUGUGUGGUGGACCUGGAGAGACAGGGACAGGGCCAGCUGGUCACCUGCUCUGGAGCGUUCAAGGAGGGCUCCCUCAGGAUCAUCCGGAAUGGUAUCGGGAUCCACGAGCACGCCAGCAUUGACCUGCCAGGGAUCAAAGGUUUGUGGCCCCUUCGCUCAGAGGCUGGGAGGGAGACAGACGACAUGCUGGUCCUGUCUUUCGUCGGCCAGACAAGGGUGCUGAUGCUAAACGGGGAGGAGGUGGAGGAGACUGAGCUGCCUGGCUUUGUGGACAACCUGCAGACCUUCUACUGUGGCAACGUGGCCCACCAGCAACUCAUCCAGAUCACGUCAGGCGGUGUGCGUCUGGUAAUGCAGGACAGCAAGGCCCUGGUGUCUGAGUGGAAGGAGCCGCAGGGCCGGAACAUCAGCUUGGCCGCAUGUAACUCCUCCCAGGUGGUGCUGGCCGUGGGCCGCGCCCUCUACUAUCUCCAGAUCCUCUCUGGGGAACUCAAACAGAUCAGCACGGUGGAGAUGGAGCAUGAGGUGGCCUGCCUAGACAUCACGCCCCUGGGGGAGGGCGGAGAGUCGCCCCUCUGUGCCGUGGGCCUAUGGACGGACAUAUCGGCCCGAGUCCUCAAGCUGCCCUGCUUCACCGCCCUGCACAAGGAGAUGCUCGGAGGAGAAAUUAUCCCUCGCUCCAUCCUGAUGACGACGUUCGAGGCCAGCUACUACCUGCUGUGUGCCCUGGGAGACGGAGCGCUCUUCUACUUUGGCCUGGACCUGACUACAGGCGUGCUGAGCGAGCGGAAGAAGGUGACUCUGGGCACCCAGCCCACGGUGCUGAGGACCUUCCGUUCCCUUUCCACCUCCAACGUGUUUGCCUGCUCUGACCGGCCCACCGUCAUCUACUCCUCCAACCACAAGCUGGUCUUCUCCAAUGUCAACCUCAAGGAGGUCAACUACAUGUGUCCGCUCAACUCCGAGGGCUACCCCGACAGUCUGGCGCUGGCCAACAACAGCACUCUCACCAUCGGGACCAUCGACGAGAUCCAGAAGCUCCACAUUCGCACGGUUCCCCUCUACGAGUCUCCCAGGAGGAUCUGUUACCAGGAAGUGUCUCAGUGUUUCGGGGUGCUGUCCAGCCGCGUGGAGAUGCAGGACGCCAGCGGGACCACGGCAGCGGUGCGCCCCAGCGCUAGCACUCAGGCUCUGUCUAGCAGUGUGAGCUCCAGUAAGCUGUUCCCCAGCAGCACCUCCCCACACGAGACCUCCUUCGGGGAGGAGGUGGAGGUGCACAGCCUCCUGGUGGUCGACCAACACACCUUUGAAGUGCUCCACGCCCACCAGUUCCUCCAGAGUGAGUACGCCCUCAGCAUGGUGUCCUGCCGCCUGGGCAGGGACCUCUCGGUCUACUUUAUCGUUGGCACAGCAAUGGUCUACCCAGAGGAGGCGGAGCCCAAGCAAGGCCGCAUCAUCGUCUUCCACUACACUGACGGUAAGCUGCAGACGGUUGCAGAGAAGGAGGUGAAGGGAGCCGUCUACUCCAUGGUGGAGUUCAAUGGCAAACUGCUGGCCAGCAUCAACAGCACAGUGCGUCUGUACGAGUGGACCGCUGAGAAGGAGCUGAGGACCGAGUGUAACCACUACAACAACAUCAUGGCACUCUACCUAAAGACCAAAGGAGACUUCAUCCUGGUGGGAGACCUGAUGAGGUCUGUGCUGCUGCUGGCCUAUAAACCCAUGGAGGGCAACUUUGAGGAGAUUGCCCGUGACUUCAAUCCCAACUGGAUGAGUGCUGUGGAGAUCCUGGACGAUGACAACUUCCUGGGGGCGGAGAAUGCCUUCAACCUCUUUGUGUGUCAAAAAGACAGCGCGGCCACGACAGACGAGGAGCGACAACACCUGCAGGAGGUUGGCGUGUUCCACCUGGGGGAGUUUGUCAACGUCUUCUCCCAUGGGUCACUGGUGCUGCAGAACCUGGGCGAGAGCUCCACCCCCACGCAGGGCUCCGUGCUCUUCGGCACCGUCAACGGCAUGAUCGGUCUUGUGACCUCUCUGUCCGAGGGCUGGUACAGCCUGCUGCUGGACCUGCAGAAUCGACUCAACAAGGUCAUCAAGAGCGUGGGCAAGAUCGAGCACAGCUUCUGGAGGUCCUUCCAUACGGAGCGUAAGACUGAGCAGGCCACGGGCUUCAUCGACGGGGACCUCAUCGAGAGCUUCCUGGACCUGGGCCGCGCCAAGAUGCAAGAGGUGAUCAGCACGCUACAGAUUGACGACGGCAGCGGAAUGAAGCGCGAGGCCACCGUGGAUGAGGUCAUAAAGAUUGUGGAGGAGCUGACAAGGAUCCACUAGCCCCUCCCACUCAGACUCCGGCCAUUACAGAGGGGAGUCGGGUGGAGGGGUGGCUAGGGCUCUGUAAAUACUUAUAAAUAAAUAAAAAGGUGUUUGCAUGACCGUCCUCCGGACUUCAAAUUAAUUGACAAUGUUUUUUAAAUCCGAUCCCGCAUCAAUACUUCACAGGUGCUUGGAUAAACAAAAAUGGUCUGUCGACCAUAACGAUGACAGGCAAAGGGACUGGUUAGAAGGGGUAUGGAAGGGGGGGGGGGAAUCACUGCAGGACGAGGAAAGAUGUCUCAAGGAUUUGACAGGGAUCCACUAAAGUAGGAUAACGAUACCUUCGCUGUUUUGUCAUUGACGUUUCUCCAUGUUUCUUUUAAUAAAGGUUGCUUUAGUACUGUGUA
Oncorhynchus tshawytscha (Chinook salmon) is the source of this 3906-nucleotide messenger RNA. RefSeq names its product DNA damage-binding protein 1. The transcript has 26 exons. Gene Ontology annotation, biological process: DNA repair; proteasome-mediated ubiquitin-dependent protein catabolic process. The record is from RefSeq and is a predicted model, not a curated record. Gene Ontology annotation, cellular component: nucleus; site of double-strand break. The coding region runs from base 98 to 3517 and encodes 1139 amino acids. Gene Ontology annotation, molecular function: protein binding; nucleic acid binding. Lineage: Eukaryota; Metazoa; Chordata; Actinopteri; Salmoniformes; Salmonidae.